GUGUCGUUCCAUCGCUUUGCCGCCCUCCGAAUCACUUUACUUGAGCGUUGAGCCAGCCUCUUGAUCCCUACGACAGCUUCGCGCGACGACACCCCGACCACCCCGACCACGUCCACGUCCACGACCACAACGGCGCCUGAAACCCUUCGACCGAUUGAUCCUACACGAGACCAUCCCCAAGAUCACCGCCAGACCACCGCCAGACCGCAACCGGGUCGAGAAAAUGUCGGCCGAUAACUUCGUCGCGCCCGGCCAGCAGCGCUACCUCCGCGCCUGCAUGGUCUGCUCCAUCGUCAUGACCUACGCCCGCUUCCGUGACGAGGGCUGCCCCAACUGCGAAGAGUUCCUGCACAUGGCCGGCUCCCAGGACCAGAUCGAGAGCUGCACCUCGCAGGUGUUCGAGGGGCUCAUCACGCUCGCGAACCCGAAACGUUCGUGGGUCGCCAAGUGGCAGCGCCUCGACGGCUACGUCCGCGGCGUUUACGCUAUCAAGGUCUCGGGCCAGCUGCCCGACGAGAUCCGCAACACGCUCGAGGAGGAGUAUAGGAUACACUACAUCCCGCGCGACGGAACGGAGACGGAAGUCGACGCUUGAGAAAUCUCGAGACAUCGAGCGGUGCUUUACAUAUCGGCGUUCGGGGGGGAGGUGUUAAAGAAAGGUUGGCAACGGAGUCAGGGAAGACUCUCUCUUCGUCGGAUGGAAUCGAUCAGUUCCCAGUGGUAUCUAAAACAAGAAAAAAUGCACACCCAAAUGAUUGCCCUUUGCCAAACCACCCGUUUUGACGUGAUAAUGUGCCUCAACCCAAACGCCGAUCGCUCCCUC
This is a messenger RNA of Colletotrichum destructivum, 823 nucleotides long. RefSeq names its product Putative transcription initiation Spt4, spt4/RpoE2 zinc finger, Spt4 superfamily. Gene Ontology annotation, cellular component: DSIF complex; nucleus. NCBI's taxonomy places the organism in Eukaryota, Fungi, Ascomycota, Sordariomycetes, Glomerellales, Glomerellaceae. Gene Ontology annotation, biological process: transcription elongation-coupled chromatin remodeling; regulation of transcription elongation by RNA polymerase II. Gene Ontology annotation, molecular function: zinc ion binding; RNA polymerase II complex binding. The transcript is spliced from 3 exons. The record is from RefSeq and is a predicted model, not a curated record. The coding region runs from base 224 to 595 and encodes 123 amino acids.